Messenger RNA from Cylindrotheca closterium, 1395 nucleotides. NCBI's taxonomy places the organism in Eukaryota, Bacillariophyta, Bacillariophyceae, Bacillariales, Bacillariaceae. The record is from the annotation of a GenBank genome assembly.
AUGAGCGAUGUCAUGAAUGACAACGAAGAAAUCGUUGACAGAAAGUUGAUCAAUCCAAAUGAUGUACUAUCCCAAAAAGGAAAAGGGAGACAUCAUGGAAAUCGCAUCCUUCGGGAAACCAUUGCAGGAAGGUCUCCUGAGUUUUACGCGUCUAGCUUACAGAAAAAGAAAGAAAUUGUUGACGAAAUCGUAUUGGGCGUGCAAGGCAGAUUCUUGUGUUGGGACAAGGAACAUCGACGGUACUUUGUACUGACCAACGAGGACGCGGUGACAAUUGUAAGAAAGCAAUUUCACAAUUUGAAAUACAAGUCACAAAAGCAGACUCAAAAAGAUACCAAACAAGAAACCGACCAAGAACCCAGCACCCCGCAAGCUGCUGCUGUACCAUCACACGAAGCAGAAGCACCAACUGGAAACGAUGGUUCAGGUGAGCAAGCGAUUGGUGUACGGAAGUUGAUGGAAGACCUGGAUGAGUUUUCUUUUGACAUGGAAGUAACAUCAUUGGAUAGCCAUCGUCGCUUUCUGGCUUCGAUUUCUUUGGACAUGUUUGACGAUGAGGACACAGUAGUGGCCGAUAACAAAGUGCUUCGCGACAAAGACGACCGUUCAGCAAAAGGUAUGCUGUUGAAACUAUUAUCCAACAAGGGAGGCGAGCAAGUCGCGCGAACUCUUCUAUCCAUUGUGAGCUCGUCGGAAUUGGACGAUGAAGCCCAGGAGACUCUCAAGGCGGCAAAAAAGUCCCUGUUGCAACAGCAGGAGAGACCUUUGAAAUCUCCAAGACACAGUGCUCCAGCGACAGUCAAAGUGGCAAAACCUAGUGGAAUCAAGGACAACAAAACGAAAUCCACUUACGAUGGUCAUUCAGUUAUUUCCUUCCAGAUCGAACACGACAUGCAAAACAUACAAAUUGUGGAGAAACUAAGAAUGGGAAGCAAGAAAGACAGAGUAUACAGUGGUUCAAUGAUGGACGAUAAGCCUCAUGGCAUGGGUUCCAUGAUCUACGAUCACGGCCGGGUUCUCAUCGGAAAUUGGGCAAAUGGAGUCUUCCAAGGCCAAGGAUGUGCGAUCUAUGAGAAUGGGGAUACUUGUUUUGGGUCCUUUUCGAAGGGCAAGGCGGAUGGCUGUGUAGCUUACAUCACAAAGUUCUCCAGGUACAUUGGUGAUUACGAAAAGAAUACCCGGCAUGGGAAAGGGCUUUACAAUGACAUUCAAAUGGGCAUAUUCAACGGCGACUUUGUCGAGGGUAGGUUCGAAGGACUAGGUGUGCAUACAGCAAUGAACGGGAGCAUCACACAAGGACGUUUCAAGAACUGGGAGGUAAUCAAGACGAUGGCCACUAUAAGCGAGGCGGACAUUACAAGUAAGGUGGACGUCAAGAACGCCAGCUCGAAAUGA